Messenger RNA from Colletotrichum fioriniae, 1689 nucleotides. NCBI's taxonomy places the organism in Eukaryota, Fungi, Ascomycota, Sordariomycetes, Glomerellales, Glomerellaceae. The record is from RefSeq and is a predicted model, not a curated record.
AUGGAGUCAAGUGCAAAGGCCACGCCUACCCCAACUGCCGCAGCAGCGGCGCCUGCGUUCAACACUGCGCCAGUUGCGGUCUUCUGGCUUGCUUGGGGUGGGCUUUGGACAGUGCUGUUGGUAUGCGGUAUGGCAUUUCUCUUUGUCAACCGCAAAAUGCCUUUUCUGAGGAUCCGCGGCCUGGCUUUGUCGUUUGGCGCUGUCACUAUGCUCCACCUUUACUGGCUUUCGGUGCAGAUCGGCCUUGCCAUCGGCCAGUUCGUCCCCGAUGGCGCCGAGUUUUGGGUGAUGGGCCUCUACCUCCCCUUCGGCAUUGCUCUUUUCCACGCUUCCAACAGCCGGUUCCUCCACAUCGCCAAGGCGCAGCGGAAAUAUGCAGAUAAGCCACUCACACAAUCCAACUCUCAGUUGGACGCCAGCAACGGGCCGGACAAGACCCUGACGGGGAAGUUCCGGAAGCUCGAUUACACCACCAAAAUGCUGGCCGUCGUAUGCACGGGCAUGCUUGUCCAACUUCUUCUAACAGUGGUCAUGUAUCUCGUCUCGCGCAAAUAUCACCCGUCGUUUGGUAUCCCCGGCACUGAAGUGACGGGAACUCCCGCAGAGCAAAAGGUCGAGAUGGGUAGAGGCUGGGAAUGGUGGCCUUCUGUAUUCUGGCAGUUCCUCUGGGCUUGGCUGGUUGCACCCGUGAUUCUCUGGAAAUCACGUGGAAUCCAGGAUACACAAGGGUGGCGUCUGCAGACCAUUGCAUGCUCUAUCGCAAGGAUCUGCCUCUCCAUCACCUUCAUUGAAAUUUUUGCCAUCUUUAUUCCCUGCUGGCAAGUCGUCAAACACAAGACUCUCAGACAGGAGACACUCGAGUCCAUCGCUGUCUGGGAAGCCAAGAAUAAGGCUCGCACCGGGAGAGAUUCUGUUAUCACUGGAUCAACCAAGGUUGGCAGCCAAGCUUCUGUCAGUUGGAAAUCGCUUGCACAGCUCGAGAAAGACACCAGUCAAGCGGAAAGUGUCUACACAAUGGGCGCCCUCGAGUACGUCUUGGACAAGAACCCCGAGCCCCUACGCAAGUUCUCUGCCCUCAGAGACUUCUCCGGCGAGAACAUCGCCUUCCUGUCAGCCGUCGCCGAAUGGAAGUCAUCAAUCCCUCAGAGCCCCGGAUCAUCACAUCGAUCUAUCGAGAUCUCACGGGAACGAUUCAACCGUGCCCUGCGCAUCUACACCGAGUUCAUCAGCCCUUACCACGCCGAAUUCCAGAUCAACAUCGCAUCGCAGGACUUGAAGCGGUUACAAGGCGUCUUCGAAGGCGCAGCUAGGAUACUAUACGGCGACCGAACGGAACGCUUUAGCGACCCUGUGGUGCCAUUCGAGGAUAACAGCUGGGGUGGACCUGAGUCAACAGCAGGUGGCUCGGAGAUGAGCUGUGUAUCACGAGAUGGCAGCGGUGACCCUAUUGCGGACCGAGUGCAGUACUGGGGCGAGAUCCCCGAGGCUUUCAACGCUGCUGUCUUUGACGACGCGGAGUCGAGCAUCAAGUACCUUGUCCUAACCAACACUUGGCCCAAGUUUGUCAAGGAGAGGCGGUAUUCACUAGACUCCGAGGACUCUGGGGAGACGGUUGAGACAUUCCAAUCAUCGUCAACAUUGUCGUCACGGGUCAAGAAGUAUUUUCGCACCAUGAAGGUCGUGGUAUGA